AUGAAUGCAAUAAAGAAUUUGAGUUCCCGACGGAAUAAGAGAAGUUCAGAUCCAGCUCAAGCUCUCUAUGCAGAAGGAGAGCAACUGACAGAAUGGCUACUCGUUAAAUAUAAUGCGAUCGCUGUAUUAGAGAAUUCUAAUAAGCAUGACAAAUAUAUCCAAUAUUUGAAAACGAUCCCUUUAAAGAAUCAAUCCAUACAAACUAAACAGAUUCAACUUAGUGAAGAUGAAGUUCAGGGGUUACGAAAUGCAAAAAACGAUAUAGAAAACUAUAUAACAGAAAAUAUCCAGAAAAACAUUAAAAUUCUUGAGAAUGAAAUUGUCAAUUUGAAUGGGUAUAGUCAAAACGGCAUUAAAACUAAGGAUGAUUUGAUAUAUCAACAAGAGGUUCGAUAUUUAAAUACUCUUAGUGCGGAAAAUGAAAAGCUAAAAAAUUAUUUGAGAGAAAAACGGGACCAAUAUGUAAAAUUAAAUAUUAUUAUUGAUGAUAAAUUGAUUCAAAAGCAGAAUAUAAAUAUCAAUGAUUCUGAAUUUGAUGCAAAUGGAACGAUUGAAAAAUUAGAAAGUAGCUAUAAAAAUUUAAAUAAUGAGAAAAUAAACUUAAUAUCUAAUAUUUGUAAACAGCUCAAUAAGAAUGGAAAUUUUUCUAAUGAGGAACUUCACUCUCUUAAAACUGAAAAGAACAAAUUAAAGGAUUUUAUAACGAACCAAUGUGCUAAAUUUGAAACAUCAAUUAGCAAAGAAACUUUAAAUGCAACCAAUACUUCUUCCAAUGGUUGGCAACUUAUAAAGGAUAUUCAAAUUUUUUGUGAAGAAAAAGUACGAAUUGAAAAUCAUUUAAAAGAAAAAUUAAAGGAACAAAUUGAACUUAAUCCACCCACGCUAAAUGAAUUUAUGCAGAAGUAUGCAGUGUUCAAUGAUGAAACAAAGAAAAUUGAAAAUGAAUUAACCAGAAUAAAAGACGAGAAUAAAAGUAUUAUAGAUCGAAAACGACGUCUUCAGAACCAAAUUAAAGAGCUAAAUAAAGAAAGUGAAGAAGUUUCAUCUAUAAAUAAUACUAAUGGUGCACGUUAUCAAUUGAUUCAAACACUAUUAGAAAAUGUCAACGACCUCUAUAACCAAAAACGUGAUUUGAGAAAUUAUUUGAUGAAAAAAUAUGACCUGCUUAUUCAAUUGGUGAAUUUAAACGAUGAACAUCCAGUUAUUGAAAAAUAUGAAGACUAUCGUAAUGAUUUCAAGUGUCUUAUUUGUGAAAAAUUUUUUUCCUUACGCAAGACUAAUAAUAAUGAGGUCAUAAUCUCUUGUGGUGGAGAACGUAUUGACGACACGUGUCAUUUCCAAACCCUCUACAAUUAUAAAAGAAAUUUAAAAACUUAUUUGAAUACUCAGCUUAAAAAGACUAUUGAUGAUUUCAAUUCUGAAAAGCGAAAAUUGGAAGAAAAAUUAACCUACAUAAACGCAACCAAAAAGUAUCAAAAUCUCAAAACUAAUAUUAAGUCACUUCAUAAAAAAAUAUGUGAAUGGAAAUCUGAUUUGGUAAAUAGGUAUAAUCAACUUAUUAAACUAAAAAAAUUCAUUAAUGAUGAUUCUUCCGAAUAUACUAAGAAAGUCAAUAAGCUCAUGGAAGAGAUUCAACCUUUCGAAGAUGUUUUCACAAAUCAACAAAAUAUAGAAAAUCUAAUUGAUGAUUGUGAACAAACCAUCAAUAAAUAUGGAAAAGAAAAUUUGAAACUUCAAGCUGAAAGAGAUUUCAUUGCUACAGCUAUAGAUAGUGUAAAAGUUAGAAUUGAAAGUGAUUUAAUUAAUAGGUAUAGACAACUAAUUGAAUUAGGUGAAUUUAAAAAAUGGACGCUUGUUUCAGACGAGUAUCAUUAUAAUAUAAAAAAAAUUGAUACAAACAAUAUCCCUAACCCUAAUGAUACAAAUGACGUGCAAAACAAUACUGAUAGAAUUCGGCAGUUAGAGACAAAUGUUUCAAAUCUUGAAGGUGAUAUGAAAUCAAAAGAUGAAAAAAUGUGUGAAUUAAAAGGCGAAUUGGAGGCAAGAGAUAUACAAAUACAUGAAUUACUCGAAUUGAAUAGCUCUCUUAGAAAUGAAGCUGCUAAAUAUUCAUUAGAACUUGGGAAAGCAACAAAUUUCGAAUUUGGUGAUCAUGAUAGCAAUAACAUUGGUCAAUUAUCAAGUGAAAUCAAAAAAUUAAGACAUGAUCUUGAAUUCUUUUGUACAUUAAGAAAUGCUUCCAUCACUGAAUCAUAUAUGAAAAACCUUUUAAAAAAAUACAAUUGUUCAGCAGAAAUUCUCGGAAAAAAAUAUAACAAAAAUCUAUUAGAAGGUCUCUUGCAGCGUUAUAUUAUUGAAAUAACCAUUUCUAAAGCGAAAGAAUAUCUCAAUAUUGAUGAAUGGAAUAAGGAGGCUUGCUUGGAAGCCAAAAUAAAGUCAGUGACGAAUAGAUUACAAGAAUAUACAAUUGCACUUUCAACGCAACGAUUUGGAACAGACAAAGUCUCUCCUGCCAUCCCUACAAAAUUACGCCAAAUGGUAUAUACUCUUCUUAGCAACAGAGGUUUUUCUAAGAAUAAAGAUGAACGUGAACAUCCAGUUAUCGAGCGUUUAACGAAGGAAAUUUUAAAUAUAAUGAAUAGCUGUCGUAAAAUAAAUGACCCUGUAAAGAACAAGGAAAUUGAAUCCAUGACCACCAAAAUCGUCCGACAAAUCAUUGUGAUUUUUCUCUUUCGAUUUAAAGUUCAAGAACCUAUUAUUGAAUACCUAUGGUUCGAAAGUAGAGAUAAAAUUGAACCUGAAUUUAUGGAAUACUCAGUAAAUGAUGAGCUUAAAAACGCUGAAGUGGGUAUUUGUUCAUUUCCCUUAAUUGUAACUAAUUUUAGGAAACAAAAUCACAAAGUGAUCUCAAAAGCAAACAUUGUAAGAAAAAGCUUCUAA
This is a messenger RNA of Dentiscutata erythropus, 2940 nucleotides long. Lineage: Eukaryota; Fungi; Glomeromycota; Glomeromycetes; Diversisporales; Gigasporaceae. The record is from the annotation of a GenBank genome assembly.